Molecule: messenger RNA, 561 nt
Organism: Nothoprocta perdicaria
Lineage: Eukaryota; Metazoa; Chordata; Aves; Tinamiformes; Tinamidae
Gene: ASCL4
Product: achaete-scute family bHLH transcription factor 4
Exons: 1
Coding region: 1-561 (186 amino acids)
Biological process (GO): regulation of transcription by RNA polymerase II; developmental process
Molecular function (GO): protein dimerization activity; DNA-binding transcription factor activity, RNA polymerase II-specific; RNA polymerase II transcription regulatory region sequence-specific DNA binding
Source: RefSeq, a predicted model, not a curated record
AUGGACAGCAGUAAAGAUGAUGACGGACUCUUGAACCGGAUCGCGUUUUCAGGAGCUGUUGGCCAGGGGACUCCCCACAGGGUGCCCCUGCGGGAGCCCUUUGGGGUCCCCUUCCCCUUUGAGCCCUCUUACUGGGAGCCGGCGUACGGCGGGCACGCGCCGCGCAUCUCCUACGUCCCCUUCCCAGGCUACAUGGGCUUCUACGACUGCUCCUUCGAGCCUGCCUUCAUCCGCAAGCGGAACGAGAGGGAGCGGCAGCGGGUGCGCUGCGUCAACGAGGGCUACACGCGCCUCAGGGAGCACCUGCCCAAGGAAUUCGCCGACAGGCGCCUCAGCAAGGUGGAGACGCUGCGGGCGGCCAUCGGCUACAUCAAGCACCUGCAGAGCUUGCUGGACCRUCGCCCCGUAGGCUCCGGCGGCGAGGGAGCGCCCGAGGGAGCUGCCGUGGAGAUGGCGGGAGCCUCCAGCCCUGGCGCCCUCAGGGAGUGCAACAGCGACGGCGAGUCCAAAACYUCCUCGGCGUCGUCUCCCUACAGCGAGUUUGAGGAGCCGGGCAGCUAG